CCAACGGCCACGCCCACGCAUCCACCAAUAACCAUCCCUACCACCUCACCAACGUCCACGCCCACGCCUUCACCGGCAACCACCUCUACCACCUCACCAACAUCCACGCCCAUGCCUUCACCAGUGACCACCUCUACCACCUCACCAACCGACCACCUCUACCACCUCACCAACGUCCACGCCCACGCCUUCACCAGCGACCAUCUCUACCACCUCACCAACGGCCACGCCCACGCAUCCACCAAUAACCACCCCUACAACCUCACCAACGUCCACGCCCAUGCCUUCACCAGCGACCACCUCUACCACCUCACCAACGACCACCCCCACGCACCCACCAAUAACCACCUCUACAACGUCACCAACGUCCACAUCCACGCCUUCACUAGCGACCACGUCUACCACCUCACCAAUGGCCACGCCCACGCGUCCACCAAUAACCACCCCUACAACCUCACCAACGUCCACGCCCAUGCCUUCACCAGCGACCACCUCUCCCACCUCACCAACGACCACCCCCACGCACCCACCAAUAACCACCUCUACAACGUCACCAACGUCCACGUCCACGCCUUCACUAGCGACCACGUCUACCACCUCACCAACGGCCACGCCCACGCGUCCACCAAUAACCACCCCUACAACCUCCCCAACGUCCACGCCCAUGCCUUCACCAUCGACCACGUCUACCACCUCACCAACGACCACCCCCACGCACCCACCAAUAACCACCUCUACAACCUCACCAACGUCCACGCCCACGCCUUCACCAGCGACCAGCUCUACCACCUCUCCAACGGCAACGCCCACUCCUCCACCAAUGACCACGUCUGUCACCUCACCAACGGCCACCUCUACCACCUCAGCAACAGUCACGCCUAUUCCUACACCAACACCCACUAUCGUCCCCACAGGUCGGAUCUCCACAGCGCCUCCAGCCACCUCUUGCUGGCAGUAGAGUUUGCCAGCAAGCUGUGUACUGCCUGGAGCACCAGCUCCCCCAUGGGUCUCCUUGUCACACUUGCCAUGUACUGCACGACCACCUCUUCCAAGACUCCCCCAAGCAGUGGGACCACACCUACCAUGCCCGAGACCACCAGCACCUCGGCCUCCAGGGUGCCCACCCCCACGCUGAGCCCGCUUGUCUCUCCCAGCAUCAGCAUGAGCACAGGCCAGCGGCUCACCACCGUUAGUUUAGUCAUAUGCUGCGUCCUGAAUGACACAUACUACGGCCCAGGUGAGCUGGUGUACAACGGAACAUUUGGAGACACCUGCUAUUACGUGAACUGCUCAGUGAACUGCACCUUCGAGUUCCACAACUCAUCCUGCCCAUCAACACCCUCCCCAACACCCAGCGCACCAACGCCCAGCUCGCCCUCCACACCGACACACAUCUCUCCAGCCACCACCAAGCCCCCUGCAUGCCCAGACUUUGAUCCUCCCAGACAGGAGAACGAGACCUGGUCGCUGUGUGACUGCAUCAUCGCCACUUGCAAGCACAACAACACCGUGGAGAUCGAGGAGGUGAAGUGCGAGCCCCCGCCCAUGCCCACCUGCUCCAACGACCUCAAGCCAGUGCAAGUCAUGGACCCGGAUGGCUGCUGCUGGCACUGGGAGUGUGACUGCUACUGCACUGGCUGGGGGGACCCACACUUCGUCACCUUCGAUGGGCUCUACUACAGCUACCAGGGUAACUGCACCUAUGUGCUGGUGGAGGAGGUCACCCCCACCGUGGACAACUUUGGAGUCUAUAUUGACAACUACCACUGUGAUGUCAACGACAAAGUGUCCUGUCCCCGCACAAUCAUCGUGCGCCAUGAGACCCAGGAGGUGCUGAUCAAGACCAUGCACAUGACGCCCAUGGAGGUACAGGUGCAGGUCAACAGCCAGACGGUGGCACUGCCCUACGAGAAGUAUGGGCUGCAGGUGUACGAAUCGGGCAUCAACUACGUGGUGGACAUCCCCGAGCUGGGCGCCCUCAUCUCCUACAAUGGCCUGUCCUUCUCCAUCAGGCUGCCCUACCACCUGUUUGGCAACAACACCAAGGGCCAGUGUGGCACCUGCACCAACACCACUGUGGACGACUGCAUGCUGCCCAGUGGGGAGGUCAUCUCCAACUGCGAGGUCGCAGCUGACCAGUGGGUGGUGAACGACCCCUCCAAGCCACACUGUACAUACAACAGUUUCACAACCCAGCGCCCUGUCCCCACGAAGCCAGGGAGCAACAAGACCUGCACCGAGUCUCUUCUCUGCCAGCUCAUCAAGGACAGCCUGUUCGCCCAGUGCCAUGCCCUCGUGCCCCCCCAGCGCUACUACGAUGCCUGCGUGUUCGACAGCUGCUUCGUGCCCGACUCGGGCAUGGAGUGUGCCAGUCUGCAGACCUACGCGGCCCUGUGUGCACAGCAGGGCAUCUGCAUCGACUGGAGGAAACACACCCAGGGGACCUGCUCUGUGACGUGCCCGUCUCACAGGGAGUACAAGGCCUGUGGCCCUGCACAGGAAUCCACCUGCAAGUCCACUUCCUCUCAGCAGAAUAGCACGGGCCUGGUGGAGGGCUGCUUCUGUCCUGAGGGCACCAUGAACUACGCCCCCGGCUUCGAUGUGUGCGUGAAGACCUGCGGCUGCGUGGGACCCGACAAUGUGCCCAGAGAGUUCGGGGAGAGCUUUGAGUUCGACUGCAAGGACUGCACCUGCCUGGAGGGUGGAAGCGGCAUCGUCUGCCAGACCAAGAAUUGUGACCAGAAGUCCCUCACCCAGUGCGAGGAGGAUGGCACCUACCUCGCCACGGAGGUCAAUCCGGCCAAUCCCUGCUGCAACAUCACCUUGUGUAAGUGCAACACCAGCCUGUGCAAGGCGGAGCCCCCUGUGUGCCCGCUGGGGUUCCAGGUGAAGAGCAAGAUGGUGUCCGGAAGGUGCUGCCCCUUCUACUGGUGUGAGCCUAAGGGCGUGUGUGUUCACGAGAACGCCGAGUACCAGCCCGGUUCUCCAGUUUACUCCUCCAAGUGCCAGGACUGCGUCUGCACCAGCGCCGUGAACAGCAGCACCAUGCUCAGUGUCAUCACCUGCACCCACGUGUCCUGCAAUACCUCCUGUAGCCCCGGCUUUGAACUCAUGGAGGUCCCUGGCGAGUGCUGCAAGAAGUGCGUGCAGACACAUUGCAUCAUCAGCAGGCCGGGCAGUGAGCCCACCGUCCUCAAGCCUGGGGACGUACAGAGCGACCCCACGAACAACUGCACGUUCUUCAGCUGUGUGAAAAUCCACAACCAGCUCAUCUCAUCCGUCUCAAACAUCAGCUGCCCUGACUUCGACCCCAGCACUUGCCUCCCGGGGUCCAUCACAUUCAUGUCGAACGGGUGCUGCAGAACAUGCACCCCUCGCAACCAGACUAGAGUUCCCUGCUCCACCAUCCCCGUCAUCAGGGAAAUUUCUCAUGCUGGCUGCACCAAGAACGUCACCAUGAAUUAUUGCUCAGGGUCCUGCGGGACUUUUGCCAUGUACUCUGCCGAGGCCCAGUCUCUGGACCACAGAUGCUCCUGCUGCAAAGAGGAGACAACCAGCCAGCGCGAGGUGUUCCUGAGCUGCCCCCACGGUGGCUUGCUGAACUACACCUACACCCACAUCGAGAGCUGCCUGUGCCAGGACACUGUCUGCGAGCCCCAGUGGACCAACGAAGACACCUCCGUCCGUGCCCGGCGCUCCAGCCCCCGGCGUCUGGGGAGGGAGUGAGCGGGGUCGGCCCCACACUGCCCCCGCUUCCCCAUCCUCCCGCUGACUCUUUGAGCUUCCUCACCUCCUAAGCUUGCUUUCCUCGCUGCAGAUAUUUAUUUUCUGAGUCUGUUCAAUCCUUUGCUUUCCAGUAAUAAACUCAGGCAGAGACAC
Molecule: messenger RNA, 3879 nt
Organism: Galeopterus variegatus (Sunda flying lemur)
Lineage: Eukaryota; Metazoa; Chordata; Mammalia; Dermoptera; Cynocephalidae
Product: intestinal mucin-like protein
Exons: 22
Cellular component (GO): extracellular matrix
Molecular function (GO): protein binding
Source: RefSeq, a predicted model, not a curated record